Molecule: messenger RNA, 993 nt
Organism: Trichoderma virens Gv29-8
Lineage: Eukaryota; Fungi; Ascomycota; Sordariomycetes; Hypocreales; Hypocreaceae
Exons: 1
Source: RefSeq, a predicted model, not a curated record
AUCCGUCGAUGUGAGCAAGAUCAUACACAAUGUACCCGUUUCAGAAGCAAAGAUUCUUGGUAUCCGACUAGACUCCUGGAUGUUGGCUCCAAGGGCAGCUCCUCAAUCGUACUUGUCCGCAGCGCUCAAGCCAUACACAAAAAAGAGAAAUACAUGACAUUAAGCCAUCGAUGGGGAGACUCCAACAUCCCGACACUCACUACCAACACCAUCAUCCCCUGGGCACAAGAGCUCUCUAUCAAAAUAUUACCAAAAACAUUCCAGGAUUUCAUCAUACUAGCUCAGCGCCUCCAAGUUCGCUACGUUUGGAUAGAUUCACUCUGUAUCAUUCAGCAGGGCGAUGACGGAAACGACUGGCGAAUUGAGGCACUUACUAUGGACCAGGUUUAUAUGAACUCGUAUUGCAAUGUCUCUGCUGAUUGGGGUUCUCCUAAACGCGGCUUAUACUUUCAGAGAGACCUUCGGAUGAUUGAUAAGCCAAAUAUUGACUGGCGAGUCAAAAGGCAGCGAAAUCCGGAUGUCGUCGCUGUAGAGAAGUGUGUAAUGGUGGAGAACGAAUUUUGGGAAGAUCAGAUCUCUAGAUCUCCCCUGAGCAUUAGAGGUUGGGUAGUGCAAGAGCGUUGGUUAUGCCCAAGAAAUCUCCGCUUCGGCCCGCGCGAAGUUUUUUUCGAGUGUGGUCAGACCACAUUAUCCGAGAGAUUCCCAAAGGCUUUUCCGAAACCUCUUCUAGAAGGAGAUGUCAUUCUCAAAUCCUCUUUUAGCAAUCUUCAGAUGCUACAGAGCCCACAAGCUGCACUCCUUCCAGCCACUCCGGGGACUGAACUUUACACCGCUUGGGGCCAUGUCUUGUCCAAAUACUCCAGAUGUUAUCUGACUUAUGCAAGCGAUCGAAUUGUUGCUUUCUCUGGAAUCGCAAAGUUCUUUCGGUUAUUGGUAGACGACAACUAUGUCGCUGGGCUGUGGCUCCGGAAUUUGGCCUCUGAUAUGAUGUGG